This is a messenger RNA of Symsagittifera roscoffensis, 2610 nucleotides long. Its product is annotated as thimet oligopeptidase-like. Gene Ontology annotation, molecular function: metalloendopeptidase activity. Gene Ontology annotation, biological process: proteolysis; peptide metabolic process. Gene Ontology annotation, cellular component: mitochondrial intermembrane space. The transcript has 13 exons. Bases 29 to 2095 code for a protein of 688 amino acids. NCBI's taxonomy places the organism in Eukaryota, Metazoa, Xenacoelomorpha, Acoela, Convolutidae. The record is from RefSeq and is a predicted model, not a curated record.
ACUUAUUAAAUAGAUUGCUUGAUUUCAAAUGAUUUUUGCUUGGACGCGCAUGAUAAAAUUUGUACCAUACUUAGGUCAGUCAAUGCAACGGAAAAGAUUGAUGUCAAUGGCUGCUGUUGCAAAUAUCCGCCUCAAUUUUAACCUCUCUGCCCAGGAAAUUGCCACUUUGUGCGAUGAAGUCAUAGCAACAGACAAGAAAGUUCUAGAUGAAGUGGCAGCAUUGCCCACAGACAAGUUGACUGAGGACUCGGUGCUGCUUCGUCUGUCUGACCAUUCUGCCAAGCAGUACCCUAUAGAGAACAACUUGGAGUUCCUGCACCACGUGCACCCCUCGGAGGAGAUCAGAAAUGCGAGCACGGAGGCAGACAAGAAACUGAGUGAGCACAGCGUGGAAAUGCAGAUGAGGAAAGACGUGUUCGACAGUCUCCAAUCAUUCCACAAGUCCGAAAUCGGCUCUAAACUAGAAGGAGAGUCGAAGCGGUACAUAGAGCGACUGGUGAAAAGUGGACUGCGCAGUGGACUCCACUUAGAUGAGGCUGUGAGACAGGAGAUCAAGGCCAUCAAGAAGAGACUCAGUGACAUAUCCAUUGACUUCCAGAAGAACGUGAACGAAGAGAACACCACAUUCUUGCUAACUAAAGAGCAGCUGCAGGGUCUACCAGCCGACUUCUUAGAAGGUAGAAAAGAAGGAGACAAGUUUAGAAUCAGUCUCAAGUAUCCCGACUACUUCCCAGUGCAGAAGAAGUGUGUGCUGCCUGAGACUAGGAAGUUGCUAGAGACUGCAUUCAACUCGAGGUGCAAAGAUUUGAAUGCGAAGCUGUUGGAGGAGUCUGUGCAACUAAGAGCCAAACAGGCUGCUCUAUUAGGUUACCAGCACCACGCAGAUUACAUACUGGAACUGCGUAUGGCCAAGAAUCAGAAGACAGUGGCUGAUUUCUUAGAGGAUCUGGCCACUAAGUUGAAGCCCUCUUUCAGCAAAGAGAUGGAACAGUAUUUGAAGUACAAAGAGGAAGAUGCGAAGGAGUUCGGCUUCGAGAAUGACGGCAAAGUGAACAUGUGGGACUUCAGGUUUUACAUGAACAAAUUGUCUGAGAGAAUGUACAGCGUGGACCACGAGAAGCUAAAGGAAUACUUCCCAGUGGAUGUGGUGACAGAGGGAUUACUUGACAUCUACCAACAGUUACUCCACCUCAAGUUCCACCUCAUCAAAGAUGGUCACACCUGGCACCCGGAAGUAGCGCUCUACGAGGUCACUGACGCAGACACAGGUGAGACUAUGGGACAUUUCUACUUGGACCUCUACCCUAGAGAUGGAAAGUUUAGUCACGCGGCAGUGUUCGGACUCCAAUGCUACGCAAAGUUCUCCGACGGCACAACGCAGUAUCCCGCGUGUGCUAUGGUGGCAAACUUUCCUAAGGCAAUAGGAGACAACCCGGCUCUGUUCGAUCAUGACGACGUGGAGACCUUCUUCCACGAAUUUGGUCACGUGAUGCACCAAAUCUGUGCACGUAGCAAGUACUCAAUCUUCGCAGGCACCAGGGUGGAGCGGGAUUUCGUGGAAGCCCCCUCCCAGAUGCUGGAGAACUGGGUGUGGCACGAGGAGCCUGUGAAGAGGCUGUCCAAGCACUACAAGGAUGGAUCCCCCAUUCCAGAUGAGCUGUUGCAGAAGCUGGCUGCUUCGAGGAAGGCCAAUGCGGGAAUCUUCAACCUGAGACAAGUGAUGCUGUCGGCGUUUGAUCAGAACAUACACACCAAGGCCCAGUCGGACGUGGCUGUUGACUACAGUGCAGUGUGUGAGAGUAUCAUGGGAGUGAGUGCCACUCCAGGCACAUGCAUGCCUGCCUCAUUCGAACACGUCAUAGACGGAUACGAUGCACAGUACUAUGGAUACCUCUGGUCUGAGGUAUACUCGGCCGACAUGUUUGCCUCUCGCUUUGGCAAGGAGGGAGUGCUUAACCCAGACACUGGACUGAGCUACAGAAAGUGCAUUCUGCAACCAGGAGGAUCCAAGGACGCCAUAGACAUGCUCAGAGAUUUUCUGGGUCGGGAACCGAAUUCGACUGCAUUCCUGAAGGAAAAGGGACUCCUGGUCUAAUACAUGUAGCUAAGACCCUAUUAAUCCAGAAAAUGAAGACUCGUAAUGGUUUACUCACAACAAUCUAGAAGCUUAGCCUUUACGUCGGUUGGCCCUCGAACAUCGCCAGGGAUCCGGGAUUCUUGUUUAUUACAACCUAAUUAUCGUGUCUUAUCAGAAUCAUUUUGUCUGAGUGAUUCUGAUUCUGCGCAACCUGGCUCUUGAAAACUAUUAUCAUACCGUUUUUUAAAACAUCGCAGCAAGUUUUGCUGUUCUUCAUUGUGCCAAAGAUGAGUGCUAAAAAUCGGAAUAGCGAAGUUGGCGUGGUAAAAUUUUCUUAUAUCAACUGUGCUUUUCAAUGCUACAACCUGAUGUGCUUCAUUUUAUCAUACGGCGGAUUUUAAAUUCAUUCUUUAUUGUUUCCAUAUUAGCUACUUUGCUUUGAAUGCACCCUGUAAAUAAGUUUGUUAUUGUAAAUACACUUGUUUAUGUCGGCUAUACCAAAUUAAAUAAUCCAAAAAAGUGUUAAUGCGAAA